This is a messenger RNA of Belonocnema kinseyi, 1752 nucleotides long. RefSeq names its product two pore potassium channel protein sup-9-like. The record is from RefSeq and is a predicted model, not a curated record. The transcript has 9 exons. The coding region runs from base 183 to 1379 and encodes 398 amino acids. Gene Ontology annotation, biological process: potassium ion transmembrane transport; stabilization of membrane potential. NCBI's taxonomy places the organism in Eukaryota, Metazoa, Arthropoda, Insecta, Hymenoptera, Cynipidae. Gene Ontology annotation, molecular function: potassium ion leak channel activity. Gene Ontology annotation, cellular component: membrane.
GUGCAGCACAAUUUCAUGUAGCAAAAUUCUGUGUUAAAUUCGCCAGGACGUACAUAGUCAGCCACUUAUUAAGAUAAACGGACCUAUUCAUCAAGAUUCAAGACAAAUGAAAUAAUGGCGAAAUGGUGAACUUAUCCUGAAAAGUAUGUUCGUGAUGCAUCGUGGUUGGUGAAUAGAAGGAAAUGGACAGUAACGAUAUCUCGGCCUAUUCGUCGGUGAUCAGAGAGUGGCAAGGAGGAAGUUUUCGUGGCAGAAGUGGAAGAAGAAAAAAGAAACGACAAAAGCCAUGGAGCGAAAGAAUCGCAGAUUGGACAAGAGCCUUUAUAGCCUUUCUGUUUAGCAACGUUGGCAUCGUGUGCCUAGUGGUCAGUUACACUAUUGCGGGUGCAUUUCUCUUCCAGUUUAUUGAAGGAAAAAACAGCCUCAAAAAAGCCAGUCACGUACUCAAUUUAAGAAACGACACUGCUUUCCGCCUUUGGGAACUCACGUCUCAGCUCAACGUUUUUUCGGAGAGGUCCUGGAAAGAGAGAGUUCGUGCAGAGCUUCAAAAUUACCAGAAAGAGAUCGUGAGUGCAAUAAAAAACGGAUACGACGGAGUGGAUUCUCUCGAAGGGAGCAAGCAAUGGAGUUUCGCCGGUGCUUUUCUCUACUCUCUCACCGUCAUUACGACUAUCGGUUAUGGGAACACCUGUCCUAGGACCAAAUGGGGUAAAGUGGCGACGAUAGUGUACGCCAUUGUUGGAAUGCCUCUUUUCCUCCUCUACCUCAGCAACAUAGGCGACAUUCUCGCCCGAAGCUUCAAGUGGACCUAUGCCCGUUGUUGUCUCUGCAGAUGUCGCAGAAGACCUCGAGGAUCUGCUCCUCCGCCUCCUCGAGAACCGGUAGCCAGAAGAAACCACUGGCAAAUGGUAAAUGUCCAUGGUGGUGAAAUGGACACUUCAAGUUUGGACCAAGAAAACAGUUCCAAUACAGGAGAAAAUGAUGAAGAAGAAGGUGGUGAGGAUGAUGAUGAUGAUGAUACCGAAAGCAAGUAUGAUCCUCAAAGCGUAACUGUUCCUCUUACUAUCUGCUUCGCCAUUAUGGUGGGGUAUGUAUGCGGAGGUGCUUUACUCUUUUCCGAAUGGGAGACCUGGGAUUUUCUCGACGGAUCCUACUUUUGUUUCAUAUCUCUCUCCACUAUAGGCUUCGGCGACAUUGUACCUGGUGAUAUGAUCUAUUCGGGGCAGGGCUUCGAAUUGUCUUUCGUUUUCUGCUCUAUGUACCUGAUGCUGGGCAUGGCGUUGAUCGCCAUGUGUUUUAACUUGAUGCAAGAGGAAGUGAUCGCCAAGAUGCGUACUUUCGUUCGCACAGUAAAGCACAUGUUCAGGUGUGACAGGUGACGAAAAAUAAGUGGUUGCUGUGAGAGGUGCUCCCAUGAAAGAUUCCCAACCCUCGACACGUCAAAGGAUAUCAGGAAAAUUAUUGAUGUUACUGGUAAGCACAAUCAUGCUGGUGAUCUGGUGUUUGUUGCCGCAAAAAAAGCUAAAGACGCUAUCAAGAAAAAGCUGCCAAGAGUAGUAAUAGCAGUGCCGCUGUGGUUUUACGUGUAUUAGCACGGUUGCAUCACCUGUUCGCGCACAGUUACCCAAAGUGAGAUCUUUGACUCGUACUGUUGGAAGAUUGAGGCAGCAUGAUUGCAGUACUCCUUCUGUAAAUCCACCUUCGUUAGAUGAGUUAGUUAUACCACCGCUUUAUCAGAGGACUAGCAGUAAU